This is a messenger RNA of Fundulus heteroclitus (mummichog), 2143 nucleotides long. RefSeq names its product family with sequence similarity 177 member A1 (gene fam177a1a). NCBI's taxonomy places the organism in Eukaryota, Metazoa, Chordata, Actinopteri, Cyprinodontiformes, Fundulidae. The record is from RefSeq and is a predicted model, not a curated record. Bases 118 to 684 code for a protein of 188 amino acids. The transcript is spliced from 5 exons.
UUGAAAGACCGGAAGCAGCGCAAACGUCUGUUGUAGUGCGUUGGUGGGAAGGAGUGACUUGAAGUGGCAGAUUUGUCCCUUUUUUUGACUAAUGCCAACGUUUUAUAGGGUGGAAACAUGGAAUCAGAAGGGCAUACAGGAGGGCUCAAAGAGUUUGAGACUGUGGAGAUUUCGGAGCGUACCGCAGGGAAGGUGAAGGUUCCCCGGAGGAUCAUUCACUUCGCCAGUGGAGACACCAUGGAGGAGUACAGCACUGAUGAAGAGCAGGAGGAAGAAGAUAAACAAGUGAAGCAGGAGGUUGUUGCAGUUGAUGCGUCCAGACUGACCUGGGGCCCUUAUUUCUGGUUCCACAUGUGGAGAGUGGCGACCUCCACUAUCUCAGUGUGCGACUACAUGGGGGAGAAAUUGGCCUCUCUGUUUGGCAUCACCAGUCCUAAGUACCAGUAUGCUAUCGAUGAGUACUAUCGCAUAAAGAAGGAGGAGGAGGAGGAAGAGGAGGAGAACCGUCUCGCUGACGAGGCUGAGCGCACGUUCGCACCGCAGGGGAGAGGCGAGCCGGACAAUCCUGCUGCGGUGAAGGAGCAGCCAGGAGCGUCUUUUGUAAACGUCAGCUUUGAGAUGGAACCCGAGUCCUCACUCAGGAAUCCCGAUCCAAAUAGAGUCCCGUCCCCUCUCCCGUCUUGAAAAACCCAAACUGAUUCACACUCUUUACAUUGCUGGUUAAACCUGAACUUACUCAGCUCCACGCACUAAUUUUUAUUUUCUGUUUUCUUUUUUUUUACGUUUAUAACAGAGUAAUUUAGUUAUACCAGUGGAAGUGGCUGCACAAGCCGUCCCUGUGAAUGUGACUUUAAAUGUUGCAUUUAAUCUAUGCAAAACUUAACAUCAGCCUGGAUAUGAGCUCUUGGUUGAGACAGUGAAGUAAAAGCUGGGUUGUUGCUUUGCGCAUCGAUCUCAGUUAUUUUUCCUCAGUUAUAAGGAGUUGAAACGGACCAGGGUGGGUAUGGAUGUGUAUACUUGAAAAACAUUUGACCAGAUUUGAUAACCGUGUACCUUAGCAGGUGUGUCAACACUUUUUAGCUCAUUGUCUUGUUUCCCAGACUGUCCCCAGGAAAGGCUUGUUCAAUCCUACUCAGUAAAAAUACCAGGAUGGGGUCUGUUCAAUCUGUAACAAGAUUUAGACACGUCCUUUUUGUCAAAGUAUAAUAACAAAACCCAGGUUUUCCCAGCAGCAUAUUGCAUCGUACCGAUUAAAACAAUUCUUUACCCCAAGGUUUGUGCUACAGGCAUGUUUCAAGUAGAAACGCAUUUAGAGCCUUUAAAGAAGAUGUAACGGACCAGAUGGUGGUUUUGAUUUGGCAGAUGUUCCAGAUGAGUAUGAAAUAUAAAUGAAUGGUGUAGUCUUGUAUUUCAAUGAUGCCAAAAAAACAAACAGGACUCCUGAAUGUAAAAAUGCAUUUAGAACCAAACAAGUAAAAAAAGGUUUCAAAUUUCAACAAGAUGUCUGAGACAGCUCCAUGUGCUGACUCCUCUUCAACUGUGAACAAAAGGUCAAACACCGGUGUAUCUGCCUUAUUAUAAAAGGAAAUUCAAGUCAAUUUAUUUAAGAGCUUUACAUUUGUAUUAUAUUAAGUUUGGUUGUAAUCCCAGAGAAGAGGAUUUAUUAGUAUUUGAUUACACUCCAACAGAUGUUUAUAAAUGUCACUUCUUUACUUUGAUGAGCCAGUGAGAGUCUGCAGACUUGAGGCAAUAUGUGACUCCAGGAGCUCUUGGAAUCUGCACAGAAUAAUCUAUUAAUGUUAAAAUAUACUGAUGGAUAUCAGUUUGUAGCGUCGACUGCACAGCUUGUGUGUUUGAGUGUCCUUGCUUUGCUAGUCUCAAGCUUCUUACUGCUGAUAUCACUACUUUGACAGGCUUCAGCUCUCUCAGGAGAGUUAACUCGAGUCAUACGUGUUGCUGACAGAAACAAAAGUCCGAAUUUAAUCUUCCGCCUGAAUAUAUUCUGAUAAACGUCUUUGAUUAAUAAAACAACUUGGUGUCUUUGUGUGUGAAAAGAAGAAACUGCAAUAGAUUUAUUUUUCCAACUGGAGUCUAUUGUUUGCACAUGUAUAUUUUCAGUUUUAAUAAAUUUUAAAUAACAGAA